Messenger RNA from Anopheles coustani, 704 nucleotides. RefSeq names its product large ribosomal subunit protein eL14 (gene RpL14). Gene Ontology annotation, biological process: translation; ribosomal large subunit biogenesis. Gene Ontology annotation, molecular function: RNA binding; structural constituent of ribosome. Bases 41 to 556 code for a protein of 171 amino acids. Gene Ontology annotation, cellular component: cytosolic large ribosomal subunit; ribosome. The record is from RefSeq and is a predicted model, not a curated record. Lineage: Eukaryota; Metazoa; Arthropoda; Insecta; Diptera; Culicidae. The transcript is spliced from 4 exons.
UUCUGUUUCUCUGCUGCUCCUCCGAGAAUUGUCGUAGAAAAUGCCGUUCAAAAGGUUUGUGGAAACUGGCCGCGUCGCCAAGUGCGCCGUUGGAAAGUACAAGGGACGUCUAGUAUGCAUCGUCAACGUGAUUGAUCAAAAUCGGGUACUGAUUGAUGGCCCCACCAGCGGUGUACCACGGCAGCAGUACUCUGUGAACCAUCUGCAUCUGACGAAGUUCCGUGUCCGCUUCCCGUUCACCGCUAGGACACAUAGUGUCCGUAAAGCUCUUGAGGACUUGAAGAUCAAGGAGAAAUUUAAUGAGACGAGAUGGCAAGAACGUGCGGUCGCCAAGUAUAAGCGUUUCCACAUGAACGAUUUCGAUCGGUUCAAGCUCCGCCUGGCCCGCAGCGAACGCAACCGCAUCGUGACCGCGCAGUACAAGAAGUUGAAGCGCGAGGUUGUCAGCAACGGUAUGCUGUUCGGCAAGCCUGUCAAGGGCACCAAACCGCUGCCCAAGCGACGCAACCGUGUGUCGAAGAAGGAUGACAAGAAGAAGGUUGCGGCCAAGAAGUGAGCGGUUAAAGGGGAAUGCUGAGCGUCGUCGGGUGUGUGUUUCCAUCGACUCCAGGUGGGGAAUAUAUAAUUAUUAAAACCGUUCAGACUAAAAUCAACACAAAAGCGUGGAACAUUCUGUGGAGAAAGUAAAGAAAGAACACACAACA